Rhodamnia argentea is the source of this 1448-nucleotide messenger RNA. Its product is annotated as protein FAR-RED-ELONGATED HYPOCOTYL 1-LIKE. Lineage: Eukaryota; Viridiplantae; Streptophyta; Magnoliopsida; Myrtales; Myrtaceae. Bases 305 to 1099 code for a protein of 264 amino acids. Gene Ontology annotation, biological process: response to red or far red light. The transcript has 4 exons. The record is from RefSeq and is a predicted model, not a curated record.
UUUAAAUAACCUGGGCGCACGAGCUGCGCCGCUACAACGUUUUCGAGAAUGACCGACGGCGGAGACGAGCUUCGCCGAGGAUCGCGAAUCCCCGAGCGAGGCAGACCAAAUCCGUCUAAUCGCAACCGGUCGUGCCGACACGGUCCGUCCGGCCACGUAGCUCGCGUCGUCUUUGUAAUAAGAAUGACACCUGACAAGCAGAAAGAAACGGGCCUAAAGUUAAAAGACACGAGACGCCCCCUGCAUAGUCCAGUAGCGGCCGCCCUUGUUCAUCUUGCUUCGUCGCCUGGUAUUCUUUCGGUGCAUGUUUCGUGUCGCGAUGGAGGGAGGGAAGGCGAGCCCGUCAGAUUCAAGCAGCUUUGAAGCAAUAAAAGCUCCAAAUAUUGUUGACUUGAGCAAGAAAAGGAAGAUUUUAUCUGAGCAUUUUGAUUUGCCUUUACCAAAGCACAAGUGCUUGGAUGGAGGCUUUGAUCCAGUUCUGCUCUUUGGGUAUGAUGGAAACCCAGAUAUUGAGGACUUGCCUGCAUCCAAAAUCAAGAGGCCGAUUGAGGGAUGUUGCAGUUGCAAUGAAUUACAACCUGAAUCAGCAAAAGACAGCAACUGCUUUGCUGAAGAUUCCGACAUUGCUAUGUCUGCUUAUGGCGGGUGUAAUUUAGGCCCAGAUGUUGCUGUGAUAACCAGUGGAGCUUCCACUUCUUCUGUCAAAUGGGCCUGGAACAGUUCACAAGACAUGCCUCAUUCCUCUGGUGCUGAAAAGGCUGUAACAAGAGUUGAUAACAACGAUGGAGUUGGGAAGCAUGAUCCUCCCGAUCAAGACAAUGACUUUCAAAUGUUACUUGAAGAGCAGCUUUUAGAAUUUGGAUGCCAUGGGGGAUACACAUGUGAAUAUGCAAAUGACUGCCUGGAGACAUGUGCAACUAAAGAAGUGGAAGACAGUAUUUACUCCAAUGCUUCAAAUCCAGAUAAUUUUGUCCUUUCAUCAGGAAGAUGGAGUACUAACCAUGACCUGGAUUUCUUGGAUCUGGGAUUGUUUGGUUUUCAUUUAAAUAGAGGCAUAGCUUGCAGACACUUAAGAUUGCAUCAGGAGGCGAAUAUUUAAGCAUUUAUAGAUAAACGUAGGCGUCUAACAGAUACUCUCCUCGGGACUAGAAAACCAACGAUUGAUCAAGAAUUUGAAGAUUACUUCUCCACGCUCAUGAUGUAGAGAAUCUUUGAACUUGUAAAUAUGCAGAACUGAUUGAUUGACUUGGUUGAUUGAAGAGACGAUGCUCCUCAUAUACAAUUUCAUUUGCUUGUGCCCUUUUGCUAUUUAUAUUCCGUGAUUAGGUGCAUGUUCUGCAUUCUUCUGUUUCCUCGCAUCUUGCUGGGCUUUUAUUGUUUGCCUUUCCAUGUUAGGCAUACAUCUUCUUUCUGUGAAUUCAAAAUAUCACAACAUAAAUAAGCGGUGA